This is a messenger RNA of Chironomus riparius, 589 nucleotides long. Lineage: Eukaryota; Metazoa; Arthropoda; Insecta; Diptera; Chironomidae. The record is from the annotation of a GenBank genome assembly.
AUUACGCUUAUUUCUACAUCAAAAAGGUUAAUUCAAUUUUAAAAUGGCUAGAAAAGGUUUCUUCAAUUUAAGAAUAGUAAGUGGUGAUUUGUUUACUGCUGAUUGCUCAUUAGCUCAUUGUGUUGCUGCUGAUUUUCGUAUGGGAAUGGGAAUUGCUGUAAAAUUCAAGGAAAUGUUUGGACAAGUUGAUUAUCUCAAGAGUCAAAAUAUUGGGGUCGGAGGAUGUGCUGUUUUAAAGGCUACGAAUCCAGAUAGAUACAUUUACUACUUAGUAACAAAAGAUAAGUCUUCUGGAUCUUAUCCGACUUAUGACACGUUAAAGAACGCAUUAACAGCUAUGAGAAAUCAUAUGCUAGCCAAUAAUAUUAAAUAUGUCGCUAUGCCUCAAAUUGGAUGUGGAUUAGACCGAUUGGAAUGGAAUCGUGUCAUCACUACCCUUCAUUAUGUAUUUGGUGAUUAUGAUCUUGAUGUUACUGUCUAUAAAUUCACUCCUCCUAAAUAAAUCAUGUAUUUGAAAUUUUUGUAUCAAAAGAUCCAGUAGCAAUAAUUUUAAGAUCCAAGCGAAUUUUUUCAAGUCUGUCUAGUAUGA